UUUAGCUUAUAUAUAUCUAUAUAGAAACUGUAGUGGGAGAGUCAACUAGUGACUAAAUUAUUAUGGAUAGUAUAUCAGGUCUCACAGUUCUUAAGCCAAUUCAAACGGCCAAAGCAGAUGGCGAAGAAACUAUGGUUAUGGAUGAACCAUUGAGUCCUAUGGGUCGUGUGUUUCAUGAACCAGGGUCCAAUGUUUACAUCAUAACCAUCAUUGGCUGGAAAUCACAAGUCCACCCUGACGUCUUGAGAGCUAACUUGAUGCAUACUCUGCUUAAGCACCCUCGUUUCUCUAGUUUGCAGGUUGGCAACAAAGAAAAUAGCGGAGAAAUUAGAUGGGUUCAUACAGAUGUGGAUGUGGACAACCAUUUCAUAGUCCCAGACCUAGACCAUAACAUGAAAUCACCAGAUAAGUUUGUUGAGGAUUACGUUUCCAACUUGAGUACAACCACCAUUGACAUGUCCAAGCCUAUGUGGGACUUUCAUCACCUCAACGUCAAAACCUCGGACGCUGAAGCCGUUAGCAUCCUUCGAGCCCACCACUCUAUCGGUGACGGCACGUCACUCAUGUCUCUGCUACUUGCUUGUACACGCAAAGUCUCUGAUCCUAAGGCUUUGCCAGACAUUUCCGUAACUAAAAAAUCGAACGCGAUUCACUCCCGUGGAUUUUUCUCGAUUUUUCAAAUGGCCUGGAACACUGUAAUUGAUGUUAUCAUGUUUAUGAUGACUGCAUUGUUUUUGAAGGACACCGAAACACCUCUGAAAGGUUCACUAGGUGUCGAGUUGCGUCCUCGGCGUUUCAUUCAUCGGACAGUUAGCCUUGAUGAUAUCAAAUUGGUGAAAAAUAGCAUGAACACGACGAUUAAUGAUGUAGUGGUUGGAGUCACGCAGGCUGCUUUGUCCCGGUAUCUAAAUAGGAGAUAUGGUGAGAGUAAGAACAACCCCAAAAAGAAAAAUUAUCUUCCAACGAACAUUCGCCUUAGAGCUAUUCUUUUCUUCAACUUAAGACCGCCCGUAGGGAUCCGUGAUUUGGUUGAUCCGAUGGAGAAGGGUAAAGAAGGCAGAUGGGGAAACAAGAUUGGUUAUGUCCUCCUCCCCUUCAAUAUUGCAUUUCAAGAUGUCCCAUUAGACUACGUUCGUGAAGCUAAGUCUCUUAUGGAUCAUAAAAAGGCUUCUCUUGAACCUAAUUUUGCAUAUUUUAUAGCCAAGUUUGUUAGCAAGUUCUUUGGCAUUAAGGCUGCAGGCAUUCUCUCACACAAAGUUUUCUAUGGAGCGACUAUGUGGUUCUCAAAUGUGGCUGGUCCCAAGGAGGAAAUUGCUUUUUGUGGGCAUCCAAUAGCAUACGUUGCCCCUAGUUGUUAUGGUCAACCCAAUGCACUGAUGAUUCACGUGGUGAGUUAUGUUAAUAAAAUGACUUUUGUUUUAUCAGCCGAUGAAACAACCAUUCCAGAUCCACACCAGUUAUGUGAUGAUCUAGAAGAGUCACUCAAGCUCAUCAAGAAUGCUGUCCUGGAAGGUUAAUUGUGUCAUUGAGGAGGACUAGAGUGUAUGCUAUACUGUGUACGUAUGGAUUAUAUGUGGGUAUGUGUGUGUGACUCUGUAUAAUAUUAAUAAAGAGGUUUGAGUGUGCUUAGGGUAGGAGUACGAAUUGGGUUGGAUGAACCCUUCUUUGGGCCUCAUCCACCAUAAUCCUGUAAUUUUAAUUCCUGUAUUAUAUGUUUCUAGUAUGUUUUAAGUAA
Molecule: messenger RNA, 1735 nt
Organism: Cornus florida
Lineage: Eukaryota; Viridiplantae; Streptophyta; Magnoliopsida; Cornales; Cornaceae
Product: wax ester synthase/diacylglycerol acyltransferase 11-like
Exons: 7
Coding region: 63-1517 (484 amino acids)
Biological process (GO): triglyceride biosynthetic process
Cellular component (GO): plasma membrane
Molecular function (GO): long-chain-alcohol O-fatty-acyltransferase activity; diacylglycerol O-acyltransferase activity
Source: RefSeq, a predicted model, not a curated record